UCCUCAUAGCGCUGCUUCAUUGAAAUCAAUCUUGUUCUUAUCAAGGACAUAAUCAUCUGCGAGGAUGCCCGGAGCACUUUUCUCAGCAGAGUCGCUCUACAUAGGGAUGGAGGUGGUGAUUGCACUCGCGUCUGUGAUCGGGAAUGUGAUGGUGGUUUGGGCGGUGAAAAUUAAUAAAUCGUUGCGAGACACCACGUUUUGUUUCAUCGUCUCCCUGGCUCUGGCGGAUAUUGCUGUAGGAGCCCUCGUCAUCCCUUUGGCCAUUACUAUCAGCAUCGGACUUCAAACUCACUUUUACAGCUGCCUGCUCGUGGCGUGCACGGUGCUGGUGCUGACUCAAAGUUCAAUCCUGGCCCUCCUGGCUAUUGCAAUUGACCGCUAUCUCAGGGUCAAGAUCCCGACCAGGUACAAGCGGGUGGUGACCCCUCGGCGAGCGGCGCUGGCAGUGGUGAUAUGCUGGACGGUGGCUUUCAUCGUGGGACUCACGCCCAUGUUAGGCUGGAACAACCUGGGGCGCCUCCAGCAGAACGGCUCCAUCAGCUCUGACCUCAUCAUCACCUGCCAGUUCGAAAACGUCAUCAGCAUGGACUACAUGGUGUAUUUCAACUUUUUCGGCUGGGUGCUGCCGCCCCUGCUUCUCAUGCUGGUUAUCUAUGCAGAGAUCUUCUACAUGAUUCACAAGCAACUUAACAAUAAGAAGAUCACCACCAGUCACACGGACCCCAACAAGUACUAUGACAAGGAGCUGAAUCUUGCUAAAUCUCUGGCUCUGGUCCUUUUUCUCUUUGCUAGCAGCUGGCUCCCCCUUCACAUCAUCAACUGCAUCACACUCUUCUGCCCUGAGUGCAAGACGCCCAUAGUCCUCCUCUAUAUCGCCAUCCUGCUCACCCACGGCAACUCCGCUGUCAACCCAAUUGUCUACGCUUUCCGCAUUAAGAAGUUCCGCACAGCCUUCCGGAAAAUCUGGCAGCAGUACUUCUGCUGCAAGGACACACCAGCUCUGGAGAUUCAGCCCAGCGACAGGAAAGAGAUGCCCAAUCCAGAGCCACAGCAGGCGCCACCGCCGCAGCUCACUCAGACGGAAAUCCUGAAAUCUGAUCCACCACAACAGCAGCCACCUCCACCUGAGCAGCAGCAGGACCAGAGGUCCGAACCGCUGCAGCAACCUAAAGAGCAUCCGCCCUUACUGGAGCAGAACGCAGUCUGAGCCAAGGGAUGGAGCUGUUUGCUGGCUGGGAAAGUAACGAUCAGUGCACAAGCAUUGGCCCUCUCCUCAUUUGAAUGUAGUCUAAUGAGGAGUAUGAAGUGCUAUGAUGCUGUAGUGACUGAAGCAGGUUGGAUAGUAAAUACUGGAAGCUCAUUUAACUUAACUCAGGAGGAGUGGAUUUACUAGUGGUUUGGUCAGAGAAUAAAAAAAGGAAAGAUGGGUAUCUGUAAACUUGCAAUAAUGGAAGUCGUUUUGACGGAGACUGUGUCUAUCUUAGUAACGGACCGAAGACUUUAAGCUUUAACAGUUUUGUUCAUUAUGGUGAAACAGUUGGUGUGAACAUUACAAAAUGUGCAAUAUAAGUUAUUGUGAUUGGUCAGUAUCAGAUUAUCAAAUGUUAAAACUUGCUAUGAACAUUUAUACGUUAAAUACAGCAGGUUCAUCUUACUACUGUAAUACUGUGUGUACGUUUAAACUGACAGUGGCUGAAGAACAUGAAUGUAAUAAUAGUGUAAAUAAGAGACUAUAGCAGCACAGCUGUGAACGCUCAUCUCUUCUUCAGGGUCUUAAUCGCACAACGGUUGAAGAGCAAGCAGCACUACGGGAGAGAUUUUUGCAGCAAGGAAGUGUGUAUGUGCUGAUAGAAGGGUUUUGUAAUCCUUUAACUCUUCCCUGCUGGAGCUGAGUCCCUCUGUGAUCCAACAGCACUGCUCCAUUGCAGAGGAGACGGACAGGGAUAAGGAACAAGCAGCUGGAGGAAAUGGGAGGUUUUAACCUUUUAGAAGCUGCGUGCAGGAGACUCGUGUCUGCAGGACGAAAGCAACUCAUGGGGGAGAAAGACAAGAUGCACUUAAAGCUCAUGUUUAUCCAGCCUCCAUACCAGCUGGUGGCAAGAGUGGGUUUUGCUUUUUUUUUUCCCCUACAUGGACUGCUAAUAAUUUCAUCACGACUUACCACUAGAGUCAGUGGCUUCCAUGGCCUUAUUCAGUAUUUUAAUCGGUACGGACUUGACUAGAAUAGACAACCUGAGGAUUGUGAGUAUCUUUAUUACACUGUAAGCUCAACAUUUUGCAUACUGCCAAACUUGGGCAUCUAUAGAUUAGUAAUUCAAUUCUGUUCAGUGCCACUGUCAUAAAAACACUGUAAGAGAAUGUAAAGUCAUUUUGUUCUGUCUCUUGUGAAGACUCAGAGCUCUGGCCAGUUCACUGAUGUUCUCCUAACUGGGUGACAAUCUUAUGUAAGGUUUCGACAUUUUCUCUUUCUGUCUUGACAAACAUGUUUCUGACGGGGACAAGGAGGGAACCUUUUGAUGCUCGGAUGGCUGAAGUGACAGUGUCAAUUGAAACCUUAAUGCAAUCCACGCCACCUGUAUCUUGCUUUGUGUAUAGGCCAGGUGGAAUGUACAUAACACACUU
Molecule: messenger RNA, 2622 nt
Organism: Seriola dumerili (greater amberjack)
Lineage: Eukaryota; Metazoa; Chordata; Actinopteri; Carangiformes; Carangidae
Gene: adora1b
Product: adenosine receptor A1-like
Exons: 2
Coding region: 65-1207 (380 amino acids)
Biological process (GO): G protein-coupled adenosine receptor signaling pathway
Cellular component (GO): dendrite; synapse; membrane
Molecular function (GO): G protein-coupled adenosine receptor activity
Source: RefSeq, a predicted model, not a curated record